AUGAACAACUAUUUACAAAGAAUAGGGUUUACAGUAUGGAGGAGAAAAACUACUAUUAUAGUGUUGGGUGGUAUUUUAGCUUUUCUAAUAUUUGGCGUUAAUUUUAUAAGAGUACCUGAAAAAGAUGAUUACAUGAAAGAAGAACGCGAUGCUCAAGUAAUAGCAGACGCGCUUCUUCGCAGUAUAAAUGUAAAAUUUGUUGAAACAGUCAAUCGAUUCAAAGGUAACAGUGCCCAACCCACCGAAUCAACUAACAUGGACCAAAACAAAGAAGAUUUGACUGUAAAAAAUCAAGUGGAAAGUUUGGAAAUUGAACAACAAUUGGGCAUACCAUUUGUCAAUUUAGAUAGUAAACGCCCUUAUGUACCAAGUAAAAGAAUUGUACACUUUGAUCUUAAAGGAGCACCACCACGCAUAUCGUAUUUGAAAAGACUGUUUCCCUUAAUUAAGACUAUGGGUGCUACUGGAAUAUUAAUGGAAUAUGAGGAUAUGUUUCCAUUUAGUGGUUUUCUUAAGAAUAUAACAGCAAAGAAUGCCUACACUGUAGAGCAAAUCAAGGAGAUCCUAGAUUUGGCUGAAGAAUCUAAAUUAGAUGUAAUCCCAUUAAUACAAACAUUUGGACAUGUUGAAUUUGUGCUGAAACACCCUGAAUUUUCAAAUAUUAGGGAAGUUGUGGGCAGUCCUCAAGCCCUUUGCCCAAGUAGAAAUUCUUCUUUGAAUUUUAUUAAGGAACUUGUUACUCAGGUUAUGGUUCUUCACCCCAAUUCUAAAUACCUACAUAUUGGUUGCGACGAAGUUUUCCAAAUGGGCGAGUGCGACGUUUGCCGUUUGGAACUCCAUGAAACAUUAUUCUUACGACACGUGCGCAAGGUUGCCAAUAUCGUACACGAGAAAUACCCCGAGGUGCGUGUUAUUAUUUGGGACGACAUGUUGCGACACCUAUCGCAGCAGACUAUGAUCGACAUGAACCUUGGAAAGCUCGUAGAACCUAUGGUAUGGGUGUAUGCUGAAGAUAUUUACAGGUUUGUUCAGCCACCUGUUUGGGACAAAUACGCUGUAGUUUUUAAAACUGCUUGGACCGCCUCAGCCUUCAAGGGUGCUUUUGGAGAAACCAUGUACAUUCCCAACACUAAAAGACACCUAGAAAACAAUUUAAGAUGGUUGGACGUCAUGUCACAACAAUCUUCAGUAUUUAAACAAGGCAUGGCCGGUAUAGUAUUAACAGGUUGGCAAAGAUACGAUCAUUUUGCCGUAUUAUGUGAGUUACUACCAGCCGCUGUGCCAUCUCUUGCCAUAAAUCUAAUAGCUGUGUCAAAAGGAUAUUUUAAUUCAUCUUUAAAGGAUCAAUUUUUAAGUGCUUUGAGCUGUCCCAUUCAAAACAACCUGCGCAAUUCACCGUUUAUAAGUCUCGACUCGGACCCAUUCAUGUGGGAAAAAUUAAGCAAAUGCAUGUUUCCCGGUUCUCCAUUCUUCAGACUCACCUAUCGCUUACAUAGCACCGAGAAAGAAACAAACGAAUAUCUACAUCUAACCAAAAAACAAAAGGGUUGGAUGACCGACUACAACAUACGUCACAAUUACAGCCUACCGUUACGCGUCGAGGAAUUGACCAAUGAACUGCCGCGCGUUUAUCACGGUAUGAUAUCAUUGGCCAGAUCGGCGGCGGAUGCGAUGCUAGAUAUUUUUGAUGGAUAUACGAUUUCGGAAUGGAUCGAGCAGCAUAUUUAUCCGUAUAUUAUUGAGUUGGAAACAAUUCAAAAUCAAAGUCUUGCGUUGAAAAGUGUCAAUCAGUGGCCCUCUAGGCCACUACCACCUUUAAAAGAUUUUAAAAGAUUAGGUAUACCACUGUCUGUUAACUAA
Brassicogethes aeneus is the source of this 1860-nucleotide messenger RNA. Lineage: Eukaryota; Metazoa; Arthropoda; Insecta; Coleoptera; Nitidulidae. The record is from the annotation of a GenBank genome assembly.